AUGAGCAUCCUGCUCAACUAUGUCCCGCCGACCUCCAUCAUCACCCAAGUAGACAACAAUAAGAAGAAGAAGGCAUCCCUCGUGCAAGGCGUCUUCGCGCUCGAGAUUAUCCCAGACGAGAAGGACUGUCAUCCGGGAUCAAACGAACAUGGCUGGACCUCAUCCAUCCGUCAAUGUGCUGCCUGCGCAUCGGUCGGUCGCACGUCUACCGUCGCCUCCACUGUACAGCUCGAGGACUACCUCAACUACCGCCUAGAUUUUGAGAAGUUAACAUGGUUCUUCUUUCAGAAACCGUCCUGCAUCUCGCAUGACUACCAAUGGCUCCAGAUGGAAUUGAAGAUCUCCGAAUCGGGCGACGUCAAACCCCUUUUUCAGAUGCGGCCAGUCCCUGGCCUCCACUUGCCGUACGUCCCAGUCUGUAUCGUUGUUGACAAACGUGCGUACCACGAUGCCUACGAUGAGUGGGAGUCAAAGUAUAGAUGGCCGCUUAUUCCUGAACCUGAACCUUUCGCCCCUCCCAAUGCUGUGGACGAGGAGAAUAAGAUCAAGAUCUCGCUCCGCGGUCGUACGCUGCAAGUGAUUGUCAAGCUAGCGAAUAUCGUCCUCACCCCAGAGAACCCGAAGUACGCCGGUGGGUCGUGGCACGUCGAGGGAAUGGCGAACGAGAACAUCGUCGCUACGGGCCUCUACUACUACGCGUGCGAGAAUAUCACCGAGUCGCGCCUCGAUUUCCGGACUGCAAUCGGCGCUGAUGACGAAGGACGCGCGCUAGAGCAUCUGCAGGAUGACGACCAGGGAUUCUUGACUGCCUUCGGGCUGCAACGCCCAAUGAACCAGUAUCUGGGGUAUGUCGUUGCGGAUGAGGGCAAGUGUGUCGCGUUCCCGAAUGUCUACCAGCACCGUGUCGACGAAUCUGAGCUGGCGGAUCCGACGAAGCCGGGGUACCGGAAGGUCUUGUGCUUCGUCGUGAAUCUCUUCGUUUGCAUCCUGUCGAAAGGCGACCUUCCCCCACAACAAGUCCGUCCGGGCAUCUGGAUGGUUUUACUGUGGACGCUGUCGUCCACAGCGACAACAUCAUCUCACAGAAUGCAACACUGUUGA
This is a messenger RNA of Dichomitus squalens LYAD-421 SS1, 1101 nucleotides long. RefSeq lists its product as uncharacterized. The record is from RefSeq and is a predicted model, not a curated record. The coding region runs from base 1 to 1101 and encodes 366 amino acids. NCBI's taxonomy places the organism in Eukaryota, Fungi, Basidiomycota, Agaricomycetes, Polyporales, Polyporaceae. The transcript is spliced from 3 exons.